CACGUUUCCGAGUCAUAUCUAUUAAUCAUGUCUAACAACAGUACUCUCACCUAAAUGUGGAUGGGAGAUAUAGGACCACGCAUUAGCUUUUGUUGCCGGAAUUAUGUCAGCUGAGAGGCUGUGUAAAAGACACUAGAAAGCUAUUAGUGGGAUACAUGUUCGAACGGGAGAUGUAAUUGACGUGAUAGCUCCCGCGAAAGGCUCCGAAACCAGAGAAAUUCACCGUACUGCUUCUUGGUGCCUCCGACAUGCUUUCGGAUUGACAAGUGAUUUUUUGGCUUUCUUAUAGCUACCAGGGCCAGUCUGAUCCAUACUGAACUCAAGAAAGCACAAAAUGGCCGCUCACAUUAUGGAGUGUCUAAUCCAGUCUUCUGAUGGUACGAGGAAGCCAAUUGUCUCGCAGACGCAUGCUAUACCGCAAAUACGAAAACCGCAUGAUGUUUUAGUCAGGGUCGCUGCUGUUGCCUUGAACCCAACGGACUUCAAGUCUCCAGAAUCCAAUCCGAAGCCUGGCGCUAUCAUCGGCUGCGACUUCACGGGGACAGUUGUCUCGACCGGAUCCUCCACUGAAGGGUUGCAAGUUGGGCAGCGCGUAUGCGGUUUCGUUCACGGAUCUAACCCUGGGAACCCCGACAUUGGUUCAUUCGCCGAGUUCCUUGUCGCAGACAGCCGGUUGCUCAUCAAAGUUCCCGACACCUGGAGCGACAAAGAAGCUGCAGCACUAGGAGGCGUUGGAUGGGGGACAGUGGCGUUGGCAAUUGAAAAAUCUCUCCAGCUCGCAGGACGUCCAUCCAACGCGGAAAUGAACCUACGAGCCGACGGCAAGCGACCAGUGGUCCUGGUCUCCGGGGGGGCGACCGCAACAGGGACUAUGGCUUGUCAACUGCUAGCAAGUGCCGGAUGCGAUCCUAUUGCGACAGUCUCUCCCGCCAAUUCAACCCUGGUAAAAAGCUAUGGAGCCGUCAGCACUAUCGAUUACACCGCUCCUUCGUGCGGCGACACAAUCAAGGAGCAGACGAAGGGCACCCUACGAUACGCCAUCGACUGCAUUACGUCACCAGAAUCGGUAGCGACCUGUUUCGAAGCUCUGGGGCGGGCCGGUGCGCGCAUCAGUGCCCUAGACCAUAUUCCCGACGCGUGGAGAACGCGCAAAGCUGUCAAGAUUGAUUUCCCUCUGGGAUAUACCCUCUUUGGCUCUGAGGUACAGCUCCAAGGAGCCUAUCAUCGUGACGCCGACCAUACCAAAAUGGAGCUUGGACAACGCUGGCGGGACGAAGUGCAGCAGCUCGUCGAUCAUGGACAGCUCAAGUGCCACCCGCCUCGAGAGCUGUCCAACGAGCCACAUGGCAGGUGGGAGAGCAUCAUCCAGGGCCUGGAAAUGCUCAAGGCGGGAGAAGUCCACGCGCAAAAACUGGUGGUACGUCUAAUGUAGGUAGCCAGUAAUAAGCAUCAGUCAACCAAGACACUAGGCCUUCUGAUAGGGUUUAGUAAGGAUCGAUUACCAUGCUAUAAUGUGGUUCGUCUGGUGUAGCUAAGGCACUAUGGCCUUAUGAUAGGGUUUAGUGAGCAUUGUUG
Messenger RNA from Pseudovirgaria hyperparasitica, 1575 nucleotides. Its product is annotated as alcohol dehydrogenase GroES-like domain-containing protein. Gene Ontology annotation, molecular function: oxidoreductase activity, acting on NAD(P)H. NCBI's taxonomy places the organism in Eukaryota, Fungi, Ascomycota, Dothideomycetes, Acrospermales, Acrospermaceae. The transcript is spliced from 2 exons. The record is from RefSeq and is a predicted model, not a curated record. Bases 335 to 1432 code for a protein of 365 amino acids.